AUUAUAUAUAGGCGGCAUGUAAUGGCGAUCCAAGGGCAGACGAUUGGAUCUCCACUACACACUGAGCAAGCAAAUCGGCACUGCCACACUGCCACGUCGAUCCGCCAGCUGAGCAAGCUCAAUCUUGUCAAUAACUAACGAUCGGCCAGGAUCGAUGGCGUCGGAGAAGAGCAAGAUCCUGGUGGUCGGCGGCACGGGGUACUUGGGCAGGCACGUCGUGGCGGCGAGCGCGCGGCUGGGCCACCCCACCUUCGCGCUCGUCAGGGACACGGCGCCGUCUGACCCAGCCAAGGCGCAGCUGCUCAAGAGCUUCCAGGACGCCGGCGUCACGCUCGUCAAGGGUGACCUGUACGACCACGGCAGCCUGGUGAGCGCCGUCAAGGCCGCGGACGUGGUCAUCUCCACGCUCGGGGCGCUGCAGAUCGCCGACCAGACCAGGCUCAUCGCCGCUAUCAAGGAGGCCGGCAACGUCAAGAGGUUCUUCCCAUCGGAGUUCGGUCUGGACGUGGACCGCACGGGCGCCGUGGAGCCGGCCAAGUCCAUCUUCGCCGGCAAGGCGGCCGUCCGCCGCGCCGUGGAGGUCGCGGGCGUCCCGUACACCUACGUGGUGACCGGUUACUUCGCCGGCUACGGGCUGCCCACCAUCGGGCAGGUCCUGUCCCCCGCGCCCCCCGCCGACAAGGCCAUCAUCCUCGCCGACGGCAACGCCAAGGUCGCGUUCGUGGAGGAGGGUGACAUCGGCACCUACAUGGUCCUGGCCGCCGACGACCCCCGGACCGCGAACAAGGUUCUGCACAUCAAGCCGCCGGCCAACACGCUGUCGCACAACGAGCUCCUCUCGCUGUGGGAGAAGAAGACCGGCAAGACGUUCGAGAGGGUCUACGUCCCCGAGGACGCCGUCCUCAAGCAGAUCCAAGAGUCCCCGAUUCCGCUGAACAUCAUCUUGGCGAUCGGGCACGCAGCGUACGUCAGGGGGGAGAUGGGCAACUCCGAGAUCGACCCGGCGUCGGAGGUGGACGCCGGCGAGCUGUACCCGGACGUCCAGUACACCACCGUCGACGACUACCUCAAUAGGUUCCUCUGAAUGCGAUCUGCAGGGGCGCGAGCGGAUGCUGAUGUUACCGGUGAUGUUGUUGCUACCGACAUGUGUCUUUGAUCGAUCAAGAUGAUGGCGCCUGCUUGUACUGGCAGAGUGGCCAGAGCUAUCAUAUCCAUUCCUAAUACCAAUAAUGUCGAACCCCCUCAUGCUUUGGUUUGUUGGUUUAUAACGGAUGCUCGCGGUCCAUAUUUGAUGAAACUGUUUUUCAAUUCCUGAUGCCUGCAGAUUUACAAAAUGUUUCGUCUUUUUGGUCAA
Messenger RNA from Phragmites australis (common reed), 1354 nucleotides. Its product is annotated as isoflavone reductase homolog IRL-like. Gene Ontology annotation, molecular function: oxidoreductase activity. The coding region runs from base 155 to 1084 and encodes 309 amino acids. NCBI's taxonomy places the organism in Eukaryota, Viridiplantae, Streptophyta, Magnoliopsida, Poales, Poaceae. The record is from RefSeq and is a predicted model, not a curated record. The transcript is spliced from 3 exons.